AUGACGAUGGCCACUCCUGAGCACCAAAGUCUAGCCAUGCCAAAAACAGGUACCACGUUAUCAAAGCGGGCUUGCGAUUCAUGUAGGCAACGCAAAGUCAAGUGUGAUACAGAACAGCCAUGUGCAAACUGUCGGAUAUCGCAUCUUGACUGUACCUUUCACACAAUACCUCGAAAAAGAGGUCCCAAAACACCUCGAGAAAAGGCUCUUGAGCUUCCAGCCACCAGACCACGCAUCUCAAACUCUCCUGAACGAAGCAGCGAAAGCGAUAAUACGCAGCGAACCUCCCUAGUGGCUAGCUUUAAACCGUUUUCAUCAGAGGUCCCAGUUUACUCCUUGCUGAAUCCAUCAGCUUCCGCAUCGGAAAUCCGAGGAAACCUAGUUUCCAGCGUCGCAAAAGGCCUGCCAACCUUUACCAUUAGACAGGUGGUGGAUGAAUGUAUCUCACUGUAUGUGCUGCAUACCUUUCCAGUUUGCCCCAUAUGCCACAUUCCGGCAGUAAGGGCCAUGGCAGCCACAUAUUUUCCAUUACAUGGCUCACAAGCUUUGAGCGAUGAUGCAUAUGAUAUCGGUGCAGAUAAGGACAGGGUUGCCAUCAUGAGGCCUUUUGCUCUUCUUACUGCUUUAUGCGCCACUGUUGCUUCAAUGUACCCGGAAUCUCUCUUAGCAUACCGUGAUGUUAUUGCGACCCCUUUCCUCCAAGCCUCCAGGAGUAUGCUCAAAGUGUACGAAGACUACGACGUACAACAUCCCGACUGGACGUCCUUGGCAAUCCGACUACUACAGUCUGCAGCUCUGCAACACUCAGCGGGCAAGACGCCGUUGGCAUGGCAUGUCCUGAGCCAAGCAGGUCUUUUGGCUCAAAACCUCCGACUGCAUAGCGAACAAAGCCUAUCAAAGUACGAUCUAUUGGAGGCCACACUUCUUCGAAACAAUUUUUGGAUGCUCUAUGUUUGCGACAAAGCAGCCAUUUCUCUCGCAAACCGCCCCGUCACUCUCCACGAGCCAUUGUUCGACUCAAAAAUGGAUCUUCUAGAAAGGGGUCCAAUCCGCAUGCCCUUAUUUGACCCGGAAAUGAGACAUGUUCCGGAAUCAUUUGAAGAUAAAUUGAUGGAGGGUUUCCAUUUGAUUCAACGUUUCUGGACAUUAGCUGGAAGGCUACUGCUAGCCAUUAGGUCAAGGGGCCAAAAGGUUACAUUAGACUACCCAAACAAUGAUACAACUGAGAGAACCGACAGGGAAACCAUGAUGAAGAUGUACAUUGAUGUCAUAGGCUUCUUAGACGGUUUACCCAACUGGCUAGAGUCACCGGACGCUGUUGAACUGGAACCUCAGUAUGAUGUGGCCUUCCAACGGUCCUGCUUUUGGACGCAAAAGUCUCGAUUGCUUAACAUGUUUCACGGCGUGAGGAUCAUGGUUCUUCGCCAGUGCAUUGAGUACGGUCUUACCACCCUUAUCGGCCUGAGUGACGAUCCAUUGACGUUGGCUAUGGAGCAAACCAAUAUCGCGCGGGAUGUAGUGCAGAGUCUGAAAAGCAUUCCCUUUCAAUACAUCCAAACCAAUGGAGAACCUGACAUUGAACUCAUGCGGGUUGUGGGAAGCAUCCUACUGGAACUAUCCCAAAAUGUGGAGAACGAUGUCAUUCGAGGCCGAGCUAGAUCUUUUCUUUCAUCUUUGCUUGAUAUACUUGCAAGAUUAGAUUCCAAGGCUUCAGAAGAUUUCCUCAACCAGCAAGGUUAA
Molecule: messenger RNA, 1740 nt
Organism: Colletotrichum truncatum
Lineage: Eukaryota; Fungi; Ascomycota; Sordariomycetes; Glomerellales; Glomerellaceae
Product: C6 transcription factor
Biological process (GO): DNA-templated transcription; regulation of DNA-templated transcription
Molecular function (GO): DNA-binding transcription factor activity, RNA polymerase II-specific; DNA binding; zinc ion binding
Source: RefSeq, a predicted model, not a curated record